Brassica napus (rape) is the source of this 1472-nucleotide messenger RNA. Its product is annotated as replication factor C subunit 3-like. The transcript is spliced from 11 exons. Gene Ontology annotation, molecular function: DNA binding; DNA clamp loader activity; ATP hydrolysis activity. Gene Ontology annotation, biological process: DNA repair; DNA-templated DNA replication. The coding region runs from base 171 to 1235 and encodes 354 amino acids. Gene Ontology annotation, cellular component: DNA replication factor C complex; nucleus. Lineage: Eukaryota; Viridiplantae; Streptophyta; Magnoliopsida; Brassicales; Brassicaceae. The record is from RefSeq and is a predicted model, not a curated record.
UUUUGUAUGGAUAAAUAAUUUUUUUUUGAUGUUUUUAUGCUAAUUCUCUAACACUCUAAACGAGAAAGAAGAAGUUCCUUAGUGCGGAGGGAGACGAAGACGAUUCACUUAUUUCCCGCCACUUCCCCCAUUGCCUUCCUUCCCCAAAACUCCUCCUUUGGUGAGCUAACAUGUUGUGGGUCGACAAGUACAGGCCGAGAUCGCUAGAUAAGGUCAUCGUCCAUGAGGAGAUCGCCCAAAAUCUCAAGAAAUUGGUAACGGAGCAAGAUUGUCCGCAUCUGCUGUUCUAUGGACCGUCUGGUUCGGGUAAGAAAACCCUAAUCAUGGCGCUUCUCAAGCAGAUAUAUGGUGCCAGCGCUGAGAAGGUGAAAGUGGAGAACAGGGCUUGGAAAGUCGAUGCUGGGAGUAGAACUAUUGAUCUGGAGCUCACUACGUUAUCAAGCACAAAUCAUGUGGAGCUUACUCCAAGUGAUGCAGGCUUUCAGGACAGAUACAUCGUUCAAGAGAUCAUUAAAGAGAUGGCCAAGAACAGACCUAUUGACACCAAGGGAAAGAAGGGAUAUAAGGUGUUGGUACUAAAUGAAGUUGACAAGCUCUCACGAGAAGCUCAGCAUUCUCUGCGGAGAACAAUGGAGAAAUAUAGCUCAUCAUGCCGUCUCAUCUUAUGCUGUAACAGUUCUUCGAAGGUUACAGAAGCCAUUAAGUCUCGUUGUCUCAAUGUGAGGAUAAAUGCACCUUCGCACGAUGAGAUAGUGAAAGUGUUGGAGUUCGUUGCAAAGAAAGAAACUCUGCAGCUACCACACGGUUUUGCUGCUCGUAUUGCCGAAAAAUCGAACCGCAGUCUUAGAAGAGCUAUUCUGUCGCUUGAGACCUGUCGUGUCCAAAACUAUCCGUUCACAGAUAACCAAGUGAUAUCACCCAUGGAUUGGGAAGAGUAUGUUGCUGAAAUAUCAACUGACAUGUUGAGGGAACAGAGCCCUAAAAGUUUGUUUCAGGUGCGUGGGAAGGUGUACGAGCUGCUAGUUAACUGCAUUCCACCAGAAGUCAUACUGAAGAAACUUCUUCAUGAACUGCUGAAGAAACUUGACUCAGAGCUGAAGCUUGAAGUCUGCCACUGGGCUGCAUAUUAUGAACAUCGGAUGAGACUAGGUCAGAAAGCCAUAUUUCACAUAGAAGCAUUUGUGGCCAAAUUCAUGAGCAUAUACAAAAACUUCCUCAUUUCAACAUUUGGGUAGAGAAGGAUGGCUGUUUUGAAAAGAGGACAAGCUUGUACUACUGUUUCUUUUUAAUGCAAUGGCCCGAUGUUCUGAAACUAUGGUUGUUCAGUGAGUUUUUGUAACCUUGAUUUUUUUUUUUACCUCAACGUCUGAAUUUUAACCGUCUUGUUUUCAGUAACCAUGGAAGCCGUUUGGUUCAUCAAUGUCAAAAUGAGACUUCUAAAAGUAAUGGUUUUUUAUUUAUAAACAGUGACA